GUUCCGUCAAGGAUGCCGUCUAGAAUGGCUCAAAUUCGCCUUGUAAGUGGGCAUCCAGAGGUUUAUGAACCCUGUGAUGAUUCCUUUGCUUUAGUUGAUGCACUCUUGGCUGAUCGAAAAAAUCUUUUAGAGCAUCAACCCGUAUUUUGCAUGGAAGUCGGUUGUGGUAGUGGUUAUGUUAUUACAUCUCGAGCGAUCAUGCUAAAGCAGGAGGACAGUGCUGCAAGUGUCAGCUAUUUUGCUACAGAUAUUAAUCCACAUGCCGUGAGAGUUACAAGUGAAACUUUGAAGGCUCAUACCGUCCAUGCAGAGGUACUAUGUGAUAAUAUUGCAUCGUCGGGGCUGGAAAAAAGACUGUGGGGGAAGGUUGAUGUGAUGGUUGUGAACCCACCAUAUGUACCAACUCCAGAAGAUGAAGUAGGUCGUGAAGGAAUUGCUUCUGCUUGGGCUGGAGGGGAAAAUGGACGGACUGUUAUUGAUAAAAUACUACCUGUUGCAGACAAACUCUUGUCCAGCAAAGGUUGGUUGUACAUGGCUACACUAGCAGCCAAUGAUCCCUCACAGAUAUGCCUUGUCAUGAAAGAAAAAGGUUAUGCAUCUCGUAUAAUAGUUCAGAGAUCAACAGAGGAAGAGAGCCUCCAUGUUAUCAAGUUCUGGAGGGAUCCUGAUCUUCAAGUGGGAGAGCCAAAGGAUCGCUCAAAUGGUAACCCCUGCUAGUCUUGUCUUGGUAUCCCCAUAUAAAUCAUGGUGAAAAACAGC
Molecule: messenger RNA, 759 nt
Organism: Papaver somniferum (opium poppy)
Lineage: Eukaryota; Viridiplantae; Streptophyta; Magnoliopsida; Ranunculales; Papaveraceae
Product: hemK methyltransferase family member 2
Exons: 1
Coding region: 13-717 (234 amino acids)
Biological process (GO): methylation
Cellular component (GO): eRF1 methyltransferase complex
Molecular function (GO): nucleic acid binding; S-adenosylmethionine-dependent methyltransferase activity; protein methyltransferase activity
Source: RefSeq, a predicted model, not a curated record